UUGUCAGGAAGCAAGUGGCGGCGUAUUCUCGAGACUGCUAUCUCUUCCCUCGGUCAUGAAUCGUGGACAGUGAAAAUAUGUCUCCUUCGUGGACAGAUUAGCUGAUUGCAGAUAGGAUUCCUGGUUUCCAUAAAUGGAUUCUGUUUUUCCAGGCUCAUCACCAAUCCUUAUAUCAGCUUAAGAGGAGAGCACUAACCUAAUCAAUGUUUUAUAAUCUUCGGUAUUUUUCCUUUUAGGUGCUGCUUUGAUGUUCUCCAACUUGCUUGGGAUCACUGCUGUUGUUGUUGUUGUUUGAUGUUGUCUUAUCUGACUUGCGUGUUGGUUACUUGACCGUGCUGGAUCAUGAAAUUUUGAGUCUGUUCUUUUAGAAGAAUGACCGUUAAGUGCAGCUGUGAGAAUAGCCACCCUUGAAAGAGUGCGUAAUAGCUCACUGAUAGAGUGCUCUUGCGCUGAAAAUAAUUGUCUCAACUCUUAAUACACUUAUUUUGGUCAUUAUUCUCUUAUGGUGAAAUGGUAGAUUUAUUCUACUUGAACUGAAAGUCACAACUCAAUCGGACUGUUUGUUGCUACUAUAUUUCCACUGUUAUCUCAUACUAGUUUUGUCAUAGUUUAAAAAGGCGAAUGCACUAUGUGCUCCGAUCACCUUAUUUACAUCCUGGGGUUUAACUGCUGUUUGCUUCUGUAGAGCCAUCUAGUUUAAUCAACUGACUAUGUAUUGGAGAACCACUAUUAUUUUCCUCCUUACCUCUUUCUUUGCUUUAUAUGAAGGAAUAUAGGCUAACACAUCCAGAUGUCACAGUUCUCGACCCUCCGGAUGCCAUACAGCAUGUAUACAAUCGCCAAUACAUGCUUGAAGAUGUUGCAGACCUGAACUUGUCGGAUAGCUACGGGAAAGUUGGUGUUCCAAGGCAACUGGUUAUUGAGAAAGAUUCUUCAUCUAUUUCAGAUGCAGUGAGUAAAGCUGGUCUGAGACUUCCUCUUGUUGCAAAGCCUUUGGCUGCUAAGUCCCAUGAGUUGUCGCUAGCCUAUGAUAAGUUCUCUCUUCAGAUGCUUGAACCCCCACUUGUCCUACAGGAAUUUAUCAACCAUGGAGGAAUUCUGUUUAAGGUAUACAUUGUCGGGGAAGCAAUUAAGGUUGUUAGACGAUUCAGUUUACCUGAUGUUAGCAAACGUGAGCUGUCAAAAAACCCUGGGGUUUUUCGAUUCCCAAGAGUUUCUUGUGCUGCUGCAUCUGCUGAUGAAGCAGAUUUAGACCCUUGUGUUGGGGAGCUUCCUCCACGGCCAUUACUUGAGAGGCUUGCUAAGGAACUUCGGCGCAGACUGGGUCUCCGGCUCUUCAACUUGGAUAUAAUUAGGGAGCUUGGGACCAAAGAUCGGUUUUACGUCAUAGAUAUUAAUUACUUUCCUGGUUAUGGGAAAAUGCCAGAAUAUGAACACAUAUUUACUGAUUUUCUCCUCAGCCUGGUGAAGCAGAGAUAAUGAGGAAUUGAGAAAUCCAUUUCUGGUUAACUAUUAUUUCCAGUGAAAGUAUCAGAAGGAAUUUAUCCACCCGCCAGUACGUGGAGGAUAGAACUGAUUACUGUGCAAUUCCUAAAAGCUGGUAGAAGAUGCGGUGGUGAAGUGCAGAGAAGUUCCAUUAGCCUUCUAGCAAGAAUGCUGGAUGAAGGUUGCUCUUUGGAAACACAAAUCCAAUUGCUGACCUUGGGAUCCAGCUUAGUUUCCGCUGUCUUUUUUUUUCCCCUUCUUUUUGGGGGGCAUAGAGCAGUUCUAUUCUUUCUUUUGGUUGGGGUGGAAUUUUGUAGGGAUAGCCCUGCUGUGUCUGCAUUCUCGGAUGGGUGGUCUUUGAUAAGUAGUCAAAAGAUAUGCCACCUUGUAAAAAUGCCUUUUACAGUAGGAACAUACAUGUACAUUCUUGACUUUUCUGUUGUACUCCAACUCUUGGGGAAGUUUGGCUUUUCGUGUUC
This is a messenger RNA of Nicotiana tabacum (common tobacco), 1964 nucleotides long. NCBI's taxonomy places the organism in Eukaryota, Viridiplantae, Streptophyta, Magnoliopsida, Solanales, Solanaceae. The record is from RefSeq and is a predicted model, not a curated record.